Theileria equi strain WA is the source of this 1158-nucleotide messenger RNA. RefSeq lists its product as hypothetical. The transcript is spliced from 11 exons. The record is from RefSeq and is a predicted model, not a curated record. Bases 1 to 1158 code for a protein of 385 amino acids. NCBI's taxonomy places the organism in Eukaryota, Apicomplexa, Aconoidasida, Piroplasmida, Theileriidae.
AUGGAGGAAGAAAUUGGCAGAGAAUUGAGUCAGUCGGAGGACGAGUCGAAGUUGGAGAGGAGGACGUCUCAUACCCACCGUUCGUCAAAAGGAUCCUACAGGAACAUCAAAAGUCACGUUAGAUCGCAGCUACUCCACCUAGGGAAGCGCCUCAUCGCUGAGAACACCGUAGACAGCCACAAUGAAGCGCUCAAAAUCGCGUCGAUAUUCCUAGAAAGCAUCCCUCCCCGAGGCUACGUGCCCGAAGACCUCUUCACGUUCAUAGUCUCGAUCUUCCACAUACACUACCAAGACGAAUCGUGCGCUCGUUUGUUCACAAAAUUCCUGUCCAUGGCCGCAGCUACAACCCCAAAUCUGAGACCCCUGGUUUUGGAGCAUUCUGUUCGGUUUCUGGCAUCACGGGGUGACUAUGACGGAGUUUUGGAGGAGAUACAGAGGAGAUGUUCGGAAUGGAAUUUGGAAAAGCACGAAAUCGCAAAACACUAUAGAUGGGUCGCCAAGAAUAUCGAUUCCUUCAGGGACUUUGAGCCGGAAAACACUUCACAGGAGUUCAAGAUAGAGUUGGAAGAUGUCCUGGUAACAUAUUUGAAGCACAGGAGACUCCCGAAUUUCGUCCUGCUGGCCAUUUACACAGAGAUUUAUGGAAGCGAUGGGCUGAGGCUCAUUAACGAAUACAUUCAAGAGUUCCCCAAAAUAUUCUACCUGAGAAUAAAUCGCAUUUUCUUGCACAUUCAACACGAAUCUUUAAUUCCCCCAAAUGUUUUGGAAGACGAUAUUUUAAAACUCGUUCCACUUUCAAGCUACUCGUUGGCAAGUUUUGACUUUUUAUGGUGUCUAAAGUCGCACGUUGGAACCGAGAAUCUCAUUUGCACUCUCUUUGACGCAAUGGUGGCAGUUCCGCAUCUUAAAAGGGUCUGGGAGCUCUUUUUUACCGCGCUGGUUGAAGGUGUACAGACCAAAGGAUGGGAUGAGGUCGAGAAAAUUAUAGAGACUAUACUGGCAGGCUCCACCGCAAGAAUUUACAACAAUUUCACCCCGAUGGGAUGCAUACUAGCAAAGAUACCAAAGGACUGCACCCUGUACUAUUUGGCAACAGCACCCUUUAUUCUCAAGAACAUGGAGAGAUUCAAGGAACUCGUAAACGUUGUUGAAAUGUAA